Myiozetetes cayanensis is the source of this 2343-nucleotide messenger RNA. RefSeq names its product kelch like ECH associated protein 1 (gene KEAP1). The coding region runs from base 142 to 2343 and encodes 733 amino acids. NCBI's taxonomy places the organism in Eukaryota, Metazoa, Chordata, Aves, Passeriformes, Tyrannidae. The transcript has 8 exons. The record is from RefSeq and is a predicted model, not a curated record. Gene Ontology annotation, molecular function: protein binding.
GAGACCCCCGAGAGACCCCUGAACACCCUGGGACCGCCAUGGACCGCCUCCCCGCGACCCCGUAACCCCCCCGUGAGGGGGGUCGGGUGUCCCCCCGCCCCGCUCCACGUGGGGGUUGUGUGUGUUUUCAUUUUCCCGGCCAUGUCGCGAUCGUCGCCGCCGCCGCCCCCGGAGUGCCCGGCCGAGGUGCUGACCCCUCCGGGCGCGGGGAGCGGCGCGGGGGGCUCGGGGGUCCCGCUGCGCUACGAGCAGGCCGAGCACCCCCGGGCGGCGCUGGCGGCGAUGAACGAGCUGCGGCUCGAGGGGCAGCUCUGCGAUGUCACCCUGCGGGUGCGCUACGGGCGGGACGCGGCGCCCACCGAGCUGCGCGCCCACCGCGUGGUGCUGGCGGCCGCCAGCCCCGUGUUCCGGGCCAUGUUCACCGCGGGGCUGCGGGAGCGCGGCCUGGCCGAGGUGCCCAUCGAGGGCGUCCACCCGCGGGCCAUGGAGCGCCUCGUCGAGUUCGCCUACACGGCCGCCGUGGCCGUGGGCGAGCGCUGCGUGCUGCCGCUGCUCAACGGGGCCAUCAUGUACCAGGUGGACGCCGUGGUCCGGGCCUGCUGCGCCUUCCUGGGGGGGCAGCUGCACCCCAGCAACGCCAUCGGCAUCGCCGCGCUGGCCGAGCGGCUCGGCUGCCUCGAGCUGCACCAGAAGGCCCGCGAGUACAUCUACAUGAACUUCGGGGAGGUGUCGAAGCAGGAGGAGUUCCUGGCGCUGUCCCACUGCCAGCUGGUGGCCCUGGGCUGUUUUUGGGGUGGCCCCAGGCAGUUUUUGGGGUGGCCCCUCACCCCGUUAUCCCCCCCAUUCCAGGUGUCGAAGCUGGAGGAGUUCCUGGCAGUUGGUGACCCUGGUGACCCCAGGCAGUUUUUGGGGUGGCCCCUCACUCCCUUAUCCCCAUUCCAGGUGUCGAAGCAGGAGGAGUUCCUGGCGCUGUCCCAAUGGGUGACCCUGGGCUGUUUUUGGGCUGACCCCAGGCAGUUUUUGGGGUGGCCCCUCACCCUGUUAUCCCCCCCGUUCCAGGUGUCGAAGCAGGAGGAGUUCCUGGCCCUGUCCCACUGCCAGCUGGUGACCCUGGUGAGCCGGGACGAGCUGAACGUGCGCUGCGAGUCCGAGGUGUUCCAGGCGUGCGUGGCGUGGGUGCAGCAGGACCGGGCGGCGCGGGGGCCGUUCCUGCCGGCGCUGCUGCGCGCCGUGCGCUGCCACGCGCUCACCCCGCGCUUCCUGCGGGCGCAGCUGCGGCGCCGCCACGACCUGGGCCACGACGCCCUGCGCUACCUGGCCCGCGUCUUCCGCGACCUGGCCCUGCACCGGCCGCCCCGCGCGCCCCCCGCCCGCACGCCCCGCGUGCGCCAGCUCAUCUACGCGGCCGGGGGGUACCUGCGCCAGUCCCUGAGCCGCCUCGAGGCCUUCGACCCCCUGGACGGCUCCUGGGUGGCGCUGGCGGCCCUGCAGAGCCCCCGCUCGGGGCUGGGGGGCUGCGCCGUCGGGGGGCUCUUCUACGCCGUGGGGGGCCGCAACAACUCGCCCGAGGGCAACACCGACUCGGCCGCCGUCGACUGCUACAACCCCGUGACCGACCGCUGGUCGCCCUGCGCGCCCAUGAGCGUGCCCCGCAACCGCAUCGGCGUGGGCGUCAUCGACGGCAUGAUCUACGCCGUGGGGGGGUCCCACGGCUGCACCCACCACUGCUCUGUGGAGAGGUACGAGCCGGAGCGGGACGAGUGGGCGCCGGUGGCGCCGAUGGGGACGCGGCGCAUCGGGGUGGGGGUGGCGGUGCUGAACCGGCUCCUCUACGCCGUGGGGGGCUUCGACGGCAGCGCCCGCCUGCGCUCGGCAGAGCGGUACCACCCCGAGAGGGACGCCUGGCACUCCAUCCCCAUGGCCACCGUCCGCAGCGGCGCCGGGGUGUGUGCCCUGGGGAACUGCCUGUACGCCAUGGGGGGGUACGACGGGACGCAGCAGCUCAGCAGCACCGAGCGCUUCGAGGCCGACACCGAGACCUGGAGCUUCGUGGCCCCCAUGGGGCGGCGGCGGAGUGCCCUGGGGGUGACGGCCUUCAGGGGCAGGAUCUACGUCCUGGGGGGCUAUGACGGGCACUCGCUCCUGGACUCGGUGGAGUGCUACGACCCCGAGGGGGACGCGUGGACGGAGGUGACGCCGAUGCCGUCGGGGCGCUCGGGGCUGGGCGUGGCGGUGACGGUGGAGCCGUGCAGGAGGGACCCCCCCCCCGAGGAGACCCCCGGAGGGCACCCAGAGCCCCCCGCGGGCCCUGCUGACCCGGCGCCGCCGGGGGUCGGGGAUUGA